Alligator sinensis (Chinese alligator) is the source of this 2954-nucleotide messenger RNA. RefSeq names its product sprouty RTK signaling antagonist 3 (gene SPRY3). The record is from RefSeq and is a predicted model, not a curated record. NCBI's taxonomy places the organism in Eukaryota, Metazoa, Chordata, Crocodylia, Alligatoridae. The coding region runs from base 284 to 1201 and encodes 305 amino acids. Gene Ontology annotation, biological process: negative regulation of fibroblast growth factor receptor signaling pathway; animal organ development; multicellular organism development. The transcript is spliced from 3 exons. Gene Ontology annotation, cellular component: cytosol; membrane.
CAGCUUUGAAGUUGGGGGCAAAGACUGAUAGUUAAAAUGCCCUCCAGCAGGACUGGGAGCUGCAAAAAUAUCCAUGCUGCUUAUGGUUGAGACAGUCUGCUGCCAGUGGAACAUAUAUAUGGGCCUUCAGGAGGCACCAACCCUUUUGGAAUAAGGCCAGAAUGUGUUUCCAGUGCUGCAAUAAGAGUCAGGAAGUACCACUUCCUGAAAACAAAUUCAUGGCAAUGUCUAUGCAGGAUUUUCAGAUGUGCCCUGAUGCUAUAAGCCCUCAUUGCUUCCAGGAAUGCAACUCUCCUCUAGCGUGGCUGAACUCAGUCGUGAACAGACAAUGGAUCCUCCUGCUGAGGACUUCCAACAGGUUCUCUCCAUUGACCAGAUCCGCUCCAUUCGUGCCAGCAAUGACUAUGUAGAGAGACCUGCUGUCUCCUUCAUGCAAGCUCGGUCCAAUCCAUCCCUGCCACAGAAUUCCCACAAGACAGAGUGGUCUCAGGAUCAUCUGGUGUCUUCCACUUUCCAGGACCUACACCGCAGCCAGAGUCAACACCACCAGAUACCACCCUUACAGCCACACUUGAGUCACUCCAGCACUGCUAGCUCCAUGUCCCGUAGCACCACUGCCUCGGACCAGAGGCUCCUGAGUGGGAUCACGCCCUCACAGUCCGGGCACUCCAUCAUCCGGACGCCGCCCAGAAUGGCUGACCUGAAGCCUGAGGAACCGUUGAAGGGGGUGGCAGAGAAGCCCAGCCUUCACUCUGGACACCUCUUUAUCUGUGAGGAAUGUGGGCGCUGUAAGUGCGUCCAUUGCACGACUGCCCGCACCUUGCCUUCCUGCUGGCUCUGCAACCAGCGCUGCCUCUGCUCGCCUGAGAGCCUCAUCGACUAUGGGACUUGUCUCUGCUGCGUCAAGGGUCUCUUCUACCACUGCUCCACUGACGAUGAGGACACCUGUGCCGACGAUCCCUGUUCUUGUGGUCCAGGGUCCUGCUGUGCCCGCUGGGCUGCCAUGAGCUUCCUUUCUCUUCUCAUGCCCUGCCUCUGCUGCUACUUUCCUACCUUGGGGUGCCUCAAACUUUGCCAGCGGGGCUAUGACAGCCUGAGACGACCUGGCUGCCGCUGCCAGAACCACACCAAUACCGUCUGUAGGAAGAUUUCCUCUUCCAGUGGGAAUCCCUUUCCCAAGACUCUGGAUAAGCCAGUAUGACCUCCUUCAGUGAGGAAAAUUGGCUCUUCUUCUCCUUCAGCUCCCUCUGCUGGGCACCCCUUUGGGAAACGAACAAACAGAUGAACAGUUAAUCAGUCAGUCAGUCAGUCAGUCAGUCGGUGAGUCCUGCCAGGGAGCACGAAGCAUGUUCUGAGACAAAAGGAAUCUUGCUCCUGCAGCCAAGCCAAACGGUCUGGGUUUUGCACAUUUCAGCAAAGGACAAAGACAGAUGGAGCCAAAUGCUGAUGCAUGCACUAGGCACUAAUUGUCAACAGGGGGGUUGAGUGUGGGAUCUGUCACUGGAUGGCUCAGGACUCUGUGACCUCAGAAUACCUUAGGAGUUCCUCUAUGGUGGGUUUAAAAUGGUGAUGUGUCCUAGCACUAUAAUCCUCCAGGGACCAGACCACUUAACUCAGUUCUCUUUCAUUCAUUCCUUCUAUGGCACUUUCCUGACUGGCACCUCCCAAAGGCUCUUACUUGGUUCCAGUCUGCUGUACUAGGUGCCAGUUUCUCAAAGGGAGAUAGGCCAUUGUAGUAAACCAACCAAGGGCAACACCUUACACACGCGCGUGCACACACACACACAUGCACACGCGCAAAAUAAAAGAUCAAGCUUCUAAUCAUUUUAAGGUAAAAAAGGAAUAUAAGCAAACCCAAAUGUCAAUUUUUAUGGGUUCACUUGUUAGUGGAAAUAGGGAAUUGCUGAAUUAAGAAUCACACUGCCAUGGAAAGAACAUGAUAGUCUGGGUAGAGAAGAGACCCAUUUCCACUUCCGUACAUCUGUAGCUAGAGGAAAUUCAUGCUAGUGUAUGGUACUCCAGGGUAGAAUUGGCUAAGAGCAAAAUGUUAAAUCUCAACUGAAGGUUAGCACAACAAAAAAUGCCUUGAGGGAAUGGUAAAGUCUGGCAUGCAAAGCCUUACCCUUCUAAGCUGCCAGUGCCAAACCAGCCCAGGUUGGUGCUGACAGGAAGGUGGCAUUACCUGAUGGUCUCCUAUUGGUGAGCUGGUAAUUUCAUUCCAUCUCCAUGUCGAUGUAAUUGAAACCCAUCACACCAGUUGGUGUUCCUGUUGACAGGAUCAGUAGAGAGGCCAAGAAUUAAGUAGACCAUGGAGCUUGACCUACCUUUUCACCUCUACAGGUUGUCCCUUUAGGUUUUGGGUGAGGUACACUAGUUGGGAGAUGAAUAGGAAGCCCACCCUGCUGCCCUGUCCUAUUGAGAAAGAGAAGCCUUCAGACUCCAAGGCUUCCAAUCUAGUACCUUUCACCAGCACUGAAUUCACUUUAAAGAGAGAAAAACAGAAUGAAAUCUUAAGAACAAUUGCCAACUGAAACCACCUUUACUAUGGUUUAAGAACAGUUACACAUGCUUGUCUCUGUCUACAAAUGGAGAUAAGCUGAGGUCCUGACUUUGGGCUGGAGGGGGGAAGGAAAGCUGUUUAUCAGAAGACAGAAGUAGAUGGGUAAGAGAAGUGGGUAAUACCUGACUCACCCUCCCCAGUUCAAGUGCCUCAUUUAUUUUCUGCUGUGAUAGAGAGCGCUACACAAAAGCAAGAUUCAGCUGAGCAACUUUGCACCCUGUAGGCAAGCCUGAUGUUGAUACAAGGGGUUCUGAGACAGGAAAUGUUGGCUGCAAACUAGAGAUGGGUCUGAACCAACUCCCCAGAUCUGGACAUCUUCAGACAAGGAGGAAUUUUAGGUCCAGAUUGUGUUUCCUGGUUGGUUGUCUACAAUGAGCCAACCUUCUCUAUCUGA